CAGCGGCUCCUUCAGCCAUGUUUGAACUUUUCCUGGAAGUUUAGAGCAGCAGCUGUACGUGUUUCCACCGGAGGACGAAGAAAACACCAAGACUCGGUCCGUGUAAACUUUGCGCCACAAUGAACGCAGCAGCAGCGGUCCGGAUUAUUGGCGCAGCGCAGAGAAGAUGCGCACAGACUUUGGGACGACCUGCGCUGCUGCCGGUCUCCUCUUCCGCAGUCCAGUUCUGUCUCCAGUCCACUCAGCCCGUCCCUGCUGCCCGGCUGCCCUACAGAGUGAAGGUGUCUGCUGGGAAACGCUAUGCCUGGUGUGCUUGUGGUCACAGCAAGAAACAGCCUUUCUGUGAUGGAGCUCACCGGACUGACGCUCCCAGCAUCUCUCCUGUUCGCUUCACCCUCGACAAAGACCGAACGCUGAUGCUGUGCGCCUGCAAACAAACAAAAAACGCUCCGUACUGCGACGGCUCACAUCUCAAAGUCAUCUUUCAGGACAUCGUGAAGUCAGUGAAAGGAAUAUUUAAAUAACUGGGAUAUCAACCCUGUGAGGCCAAAGUGGAGCAAAAUAACCUCAUAGCAACACAAUGAUGUUGUUCAACAAUGUGUGUGGGUAAAAAUCAUUAUUUUUCAUAUUAAAGCAAAAUUAUUUACUGGUGCUUGUCAAUACUGGUUAGAUUAGGUGAUAUUUUCUCUGUAUAGGUUGCACUGUUUUCAGGUUAUAUUUAUAUAUUCGUAUACAAAUAUAUAAUGGAUUAAAUUACAGCAGCUUCUGACUGAUCUGAGUUUGGAAACACUCCUGAAAAAUUACAGCAUGUCCGUCCUGACUUUAGCUCUGUACAGUUUUUCCUAAAGAAUAAUUCAAAAACUGUUUUAGCUCCUGAGUCUGAACGUUGGAGAAAGUUCUGCAGAGUUCUGAUAUCUUUUUAGAGCACAUUUUGAUGGAGAUGGCAGAUCUUACACCAAAAAUUCACCCUUCUGAGUCAUUUGUUUGAUUUUUAAUUUAUAAAUUUGACAUUUCUUUAUCAGCAACUGAAGAAAUACAAAUACAAAUAAAGAAUUAUUGUCCAUUGCUGCUUUAUUCAGGGAAUUUAGGGUAAACUGUGUUAAAGGCUGAUUUAUUAUUUUUUAACCUAUAAAAAUAUUGCAGGUCCAUAUAUACAUUGGUGUUUGAGGUCAGUUAUAUUGUGCCUAAUACUUUGAAUAUUUUACUUUAUCUCAUGUACUGUAUUAAAUCUGAUAAUAAAAUAUGAAAAGAAUCUUA
This is a messenger RNA of Amphiprion ocellaris (clown anemonefish), 1257 nucleotides long. Its product is annotated as CDGSH iron-sulfur domain-containing protein 3, mitochondrial-like. Gene Ontology annotation, molecular function: 2 iron, 2 sulfur cluster binding. The transcript has 3 exons. Bases 120 to 524 code for a protein of 134 amino acids. The record is from RefSeq and is a predicted model, not a curated record. Gene Ontology annotation, cellular component: intracellular membrane-bounded organelle. Lineage: Eukaryota; Metazoa; Chordata; Actinopteri; Pomacentridae.